Messenger RNA from Oryzias latipes (Japanese medaka), 5480 nucleotides. RefSeq names its product family with sequence similarity 83 member Hb (gene sack1hb). Gene Ontology annotation, cellular component: keratin filament. Gene Ontology annotation, molecular function: keratin filament binding; protein kinase binding. Gene Ontology annotation, biological process: signal transduction; intermediate filament cytoskeleton organization; protein localization to cytoskeleton. NCBI's taxonomy places the organism in Eukaryota, Metazoa, Chordata, Actinopteri, Beloniformes, Adrianichthyidae. The record is from RefSeq and is a predicted model, not a curated record.
CCUGCUUCACCUCACAAACCGCAGAGAGUCUACGGCGGAGGCCCCGGAGGACCGAACGCCGCCGAGGGGAGCGCUUAGGCCGGGCAGUGGAGGGCACCCGCUUCGGGGAGGGCGGGUUUAGGUGGAGCUCCUGUCCCGUUUGAGGAAUGUGACACACGGACGAGAACUGCAUUCAAGUCGGCUGUUUAUUUCCCCCCAUACACACACACAGGACAGCGAAACUCUGCAAAAGGUAAAACCUGGGAACAAGCUGUGCUGCUACGUGAGGAGGGUCAACUUUUUGUAAAUCCAGAACUUUGACUUUGUAGUCACAUUCUGCAACAAUGCCACACCGGUCCCAAAGUUCAUCCAUUGGUGAUAAUCCUCUGGACCCAAACUACCUGCCCCCACACUACAGAGAGGACUACCGACUAGCCAUUGAUGCUCUGAUAGAAAAAGAUGUUCAGGGCUACUAUGAAUUCCUCAAUGCGGCUGAAGUGGUGGGUUUCCUGGCUCAGCCAGAAAUUGAGUACAUCAGAUCCACCUUCCAGGUGCCUGGCCAGACCUCAGGUGUUCCAGAGUUGAUGUAUUGCGAGACGGGUCAAGAUGAGGGCUCCUCAGACACCUACUGGCCCAUGCAGUCUGACCUGGCAGCGCCGGGGCUGGACCUGGGCUGGCCGAUACCUCAGCAGAGUUUCAUUGGACCCACAGAGGUCACCACUCUGGUCAACCCAUCGGAUCCUGACAUGCCGAGCAUCAAGGAGCAAGUUCGGAGGCUGAUCAAGAAUGCGCACCAUGUUAUUGCCGUAGUGAUGGACAUGUUUACAGAUGUUGACAUUUUUGCUGACCUCUUGGAUGCCGCAGCUCGCCAUGUUCCUGUUUACAUUUUGCUGGACCAACAGGAAGCCCAUCACUUUGUGUCCAUGGUCGUCAACUGCAAAGUCAACUUGGAUGCAAUUCAUAUGAUGCGGGUGAGGACGGUGCCAGGAAUAACCUAUUACUCCCGGACUGGAAAAUCCUUUAAAGGACAGGUGAAAGAUCGCUUUAUUUUGACUGACUGCAGAGCUGUACUAAGCGGAAACUACAGCUUCAUGUGGUCCUAUGAAAAGAUCCACCGCUGCAUCGCCCAUCUCUUCCUUGGGGAGCUUGUCUCGACGUUUGAUGAGGAGUUUCGCAUUCUCUUUGCCCAAUCAGAGCCUCUGGUCAUCGACCCAUCUGCUGCAGCUCUUGCUAUCCCAGAAACAAGCAGUUUCCUAAACCCCCAGAUUGGUUUGAAGAGGACACAAUCUUUGCGUAACCCAGCUGGUUAUCGGAGGCAGAUUGAGCUUCCCUCAGCCUAUCCUUACGGCGAGUCUGAACGCAACCCUGCAGCCCCCUUCCGGAGGAAUGACCCAUUUCGUCAAACUUUUGAUCCUGGUGCAGGAGUUACGGUCGGGAAAUAUUCCCAACAGCAAUUUCGUAUGCAGCAGACGUUCCUGGAACAGGGAAGGUCUAUUGUGUCAAGGCAAAUGGAGAUGAAUGCAAGCUCCUGGAAGAGGCACAGCUAUGCUGAAGGAACACAGGAAAACUACUCAUCUUCAAAGCAAUACAUGAAGAACAGAGUCAUGAAUGAUCUGGAUGAAACUGAUUUUCACAGGGAGCAGAUUCAAAGUAGUCAAUUCUAUAGUGAAGGACCUGGACCUGGAUCUUCUCAUGGACACUACAACAGACUUCAAGGCUAUGGUCAACAACUCCCUAUUGACCAGCGCUCAAACUCAAGCUUUCGUUCUGAUCUAGAACCUCCACCUGGAAACUAUGGCAACUACAUGUCAUCUGAAGAUUUACGAGGACCCGAGAAUCACUUUGCUCCUCCGUUGGCUGGGAGAUACGGAGGAGGCUCCUCCCAUAAGAGACCAACUAUGGGUCAGGCAUAUGCUUGCCAGACCUCACCGACCAAUCCCCACCCACCAGUAAAGAAACCCUUUCAGAAACAGUCUGAUCAAGAGCACGAGCAAGAUGAAAGCGUUAAGCACGGCCUCAGGAAUUGGAGAAUCAACUCUUUUUUAAGCACCUGUGAGGACGGCGGAGAAGAAGGCUUGAUUCAACCCAUUGGCUCUGAUGCUUUUGAUGAGCUCGCACCUUCUCAGCAACCAACUGUGACUGAAAGUUCAGUUCCACGCCAUGGAAUAAAGGAACCACCACUUGUUCCUUCCAAGCCCAGACUGGGCACCACAGUUCCGCGCUUUGGCAAGCCACAAUUACCUGAGAGGAAGAAUGACCCUGCCCCACUGUCAGCCAAAGACUUGCUUCCCUCACGCACCACCAUGAAACCACCUAUGUUUGAAAGAACAAACUGGGAGGCAAGGAGGGAAAAGGAAGAAGAGAAGGGAAGACAAAUAGAAGCAGAAGAAGUUAUGGAGGUAAAAGAGACAGCAGACACUUUUCUCUCCAGAAAUGACUCAUUCCGUUCCCGAGUCAACCCACUUCUCCAGCGCAGCUCUCGUCUGCGUUCCUCGCUUAUAUUUGCAUCCUCGAAGGGAGAGAUUCACAGCGGCAGCCUGGGUCUAAAGCCAGCGUCAGAACAAGAUGAGGAGCUGGAUUCAGUGCGCACUUCCUCCAUUGUGGCUCAGAUCCUAGAAAAAAGGAGGUCUUUUUCUCGUGAGCCUUAUGACUGGCGAAAGAAGGCUGAGGAGAGAAACAAGGAGAAAGAAAAGGAGAAAGAAGACAAAGUCAAAGAACAACAGCUCGGAGAAAAUAAGAUGCAAACAAAAGAAGAGAUUAAAGCAGAAGAAGAACCUCAGAAAACAAACAAAGAAACAGCACAGACUGUUGAGAAACCUACACCGACAAGUGAUCUAAAUGACCCUGCUGUUCGACAACAGUAUUUUAAAGAUUUUGCUGCGAAGAGAGAAGCUUCAAAAAUGGAAACGGAGCAGUUGCCAAAAGCCCCUGAGGCUGCCGAUAAGAAGCCAGACCUGUCAGCUAAACCUCCUGCCACACCUGCGACAGCUCCACAGACACCACAGACACCAACUAUAACCGUCACUUCAACAGAAUCUGCUCCCAAGAAACUGGACAUCUCUGCUAAACUGGCAGAGCUCACUCGCAGACCCUCCAUAAGUUCAUCAAAACCACCAAUCAUCACGGCCAAGCCGUUUGUGAGUUCGCUAAAGUCCGCCGAGACCUUGCAGUCUCAGAAAGAAGAGAAUGUGUCAGAGGGUCAAAAGAAAGACACACUCAAGUCUUUUAAACCUCUUCCUUCACCAAAGCUCUUCAGGAAGGACUCAUUCCAGAAUAAAGGCCUGAAUCCACGUCGCAUCUCCUCUGGAGAAGAGAUUCUAAUCACAGAUGCAACAGAUGCUGAAAAGAGUGAAAUGAAGAAAAGCCGCUCUCACAGUUCUUCAACUCUGUCCCGUGAAGACUCUAAAGAAGGACUUCGAAAAGUAAUGGGGUCUAAUGCAUCCAUUAACACGAUCGGUGAGGGCAAGAGUGAAGGUAAGCCUCUUGACUUUCUAAAGAAGCAAACGCAGAGAUUAAAAGGAUUGCUAGGACCCAAAGACAAAGAAAAGAAGCCCUCAGGAGACAAGGCCACAAGCACAAGUACAGAGGUAAAUGAGGAUCCCAGCAAAACACAGACAUUGGAUAAAAAUACAAAGUCCACUGUUGCUGAUCACUUGUCCACAAAUCAUAAAACAUCGACUGGAACAUCAGUCUCGUCAAGGUACCAGUCGCCCGGAAGCUCACUUUUGUACAGCAGUAACUUGCGAGACGACACAAAAGUCAUUUUGGGGCAAAUCUCUGCCAACAGCCAGAAGAACCGUCAGGAGCGAGAAGAAAUGGGGUCUAACCUGGAUGGAACAGCUUCGGAGAAGGGGAUAGAAACCCAGAGCGUUGCAAAAAAGAAUCGAUUUCUGCGUCCUCAAAGCAACAGCAACGAGCGAGAGGGGUUGCUGAGGAGGAUAGAGAGCUUCAGGAAGGAGAAGAAAGUCUACAGCCGCUUUGAGAUGGGGAAUAACCUGGUAUAACCAAAAAUGAAGCAGCAACCUUUAACAUGGAGACUACUUGCCAUUAUGUGCCAACGCCUACUCAUCCAAGAGCCUCUAGAGCCCCACACUGUGGCCUUCUCUGGAUGUAGUGCAAGAUGUAAUAAAAGCUAAAAGAUUUUUUAUAGAAAACGCUGAAAACAAAUGAAAGUCGGCGACUUGGAAAUGUGUCUUUUUGCCAAGACUCAAUCCCACUUUUACCUUGUAUGGUGACUCGGAGGGGAAAACAAUUGUGUUGGCACUCAGAUCGCAGGGGCUAAUGUUCCAGCAGACAGAAAAAAGCUGGGGCACAUUCACCUAAAACUAAGCCUCUUUAACUGCAUUCAAGGAGAGGACUGAACGACGUUCCUGACUUGGAGGAGAUGGGGGGAAAAUGCAUCAGACUUGCAGCAGAGAGAAUAAAAACAAGUACCUUCUGGUGAAAACUGGCAUGUAUUCAACCUCAAGUGUAUAGUUCCAAUGUAGUGUGCAUCUGAAACUGUGUGCCUUUUCAUUUUGAAACCAAAAAUGGUCUGUCGGUUUUAUUGUGCCAAGGGUUCACAGAGAGUAUUACCGAUAGAAAAGAACAGUGUACAUUGUAUAGAAAAGCAAGCAGCAGAGUAAAUAAAAGGUUAAAAAUUAAUAAGAGCUCAUCAAACGCAUGCGGUUAUGCUCGCGCUAGCACAAUAGAGUUUGGAUUAAAAAAACAAACUUUGCUGAACUUUAGUCUCUCAAGAGUACCUUUUAAUCAAGGUGUGGAGUCACAUCUCAGGGCUGAAGAUAAUAACCCAUUCAAGGAGAGGACUGAACGACGUUCCUGAUCACAGGAAUUAAGUAAAUACAGAUCAAUCCUGUAAACAAUAAAAUAAGAGUUUUUUGUGGUUUAAAUAAAAUGUAAAGCAUCUACAGAUGCUCUGAGUAUUUAUAAAAAUAGAUCCAGGUUUAAAUUGAUAGAGAAGCAUCACCUCAACAUGUUACAUAACAUGUCAGGCCUACGCCCUAAACAGAACUCUUUUGUUGGUGGCUAAAGAGUAUUAUACCUAAGACUUAGUCAUAUGCUUGAAUACUUACUGUUGCAAAAAACAAACCAAAAACUCCUUCAUUUCUCGGAGAGCUAUGAAGAACACUAACAGUUUACACAGAGGGGUGGUUGAUAGAGUUUUUCCAAAAUAAAAACCUCCUGUAUUUCUCAUACAGGGUGGGUUUUAGGAGACAAAAGUGCUGCAUACUGUACAAAGAACAUAUAAACCUGAGAAUGAGUGAUUAGGAAACACUGUAAAGGGCUUGUUCAUGUUUUCAGUCAUUUAAUAAGACCAUGACCAAGCUUGAUGUACUGAAAGAAUGCUAUACUUGUAAAGGUAUGUACACUAAUUUGUAUAAAAGAAUUGAGGUUAAUGAGUGUAAAUCUGUUGCACAAGGGCUUGUUUUUGGCUGUUCGACCCCAAAUAGUGUUAAAAUUGUGAUUGGAGAAACCGUUUUUAUUAAAGAUGUUAAAAACAA